AAGAUGUGCGCUAUUCAGACAACUUUAAAAUUACUUGAGGACUGCAUCUGUAUUUAUCACUUCUUAUUUUAGUUCUUAUUUACCUUUAUAUUUAGUAACGUUAGGGGAGGGCGGUGUAUAAACUAAGGCUUUUUGACUUUGGCUCUAUCAUUCAAAAAUAUUUGCGUUAGAUUUAAUAUUUUAUACAAAAUGUCCCUGUCCUGGAAACUGCCCCUUAAAGUUUGUUUGUGAGAUCUACCGUUAUCGUACACCGGAAGUGACAGGAUUGUAAACGUUACCUCAGUUGGGGUUCAUUGUGAACAGAGGGUUUGUUGUAACAUCUGCUAGAUAAUUUAGUUUAAACACACAUUAUUCAUUCAAAUUCUGUUUAUAUACCAAAGGUGGACGUUGUAUCUGAUAAAUCCAUCAAUGAUCCUUCAUCUAACCGUUCUUGUAUUAUGCACAAUGCGUAAAUAGAUUUUUUUUAAAGGCAAAAAUGAUAAUUGUGAGUUAUUUCCCCUGAUAUUGUAUUAAGUUAUCAUUUUGAUGAAUAGUAUUUACAUUGUUUUCAUUUAAUUAUCAUUGUAUACCUGAGGCUUAAUUGUAACAGUGUGUGACAACUUGCCCAGCUGUGUAAAAAUGUUUUCAAUCCCAGCUAUCAGUUAUUAGGAGUAGGGCUGCACGAUAAUGAGACCAUAUGCGAUGACGAUAUGUCUUGCGAUAUGUCUUUCUUAGAAAAAUUAUAUUUUUAUUGGCUUUUAUUUUAUCAUUUAGAUACGUAAUGAAAUAAACAGGUAAUGCAUAUUCUAAAAUUGUAAUUAAAUCUAAUUCAGGCUAAAAAAAACUCUGCUAUACAUGUGACAAACAGAAUGUGUGACCAUACGCAGUACUUUGAUUUAUUGAAUAUUUAUAUUAAUUUCAUAAAUCCAACCACUUCAAACUCUCUCUGCUUUCUCUUUGACAUGAACAAAGCUGAAUGCACUUUACUGUUACUUUACUGCAAUACUUGUGAAGAUGACCCCCCUUUAAAAGGGAUUCAUUAACAUUGUGAGAGGUGUAGAAAUACUAACUUUAUACAAUAAUAUGUAUAGUAAUAGGGGUUGCUAAAAUGUUUCAAAACGAUGUUAUGUUUUAAUUCACAAGACAGUGAUUAAAACUUGCAUAAGGUGUCUAAAAAUUACCCCCCUGCCCCCAUACACUAUCACUCUCAUUGAAAUAAAGAAAUCCUCUAUAUAUCAUUUAAGGUGGGGGAUUAUUUCCCCUCCAUUUUUCAGGCCUUGACCUCCACAGAAGCCACACUUGCAUUUGACCCCAAGGACUACAUCAAGUCAAGUAAGUUUUGAUGAUAAACUUGCAUAAAUAUAUUUGAUCUAUGGUAUUAUAGUUUAACUAGCAAAUACCAAAAUGUGUUUACACAGUAGCUAGGUAACUAGCCGGUAAAUCAGAUAUCUAAAUGUAAGCUAGCACUAUUAUAAUAAUAAUGUUUAUUAUGCAUUUAUGUUUCUUAAUGAAAGAAUCUGUCUGUAGGAGUCAUGUUAAGAGUAUGUCAUGUGACCUUGGGAGAAUAAAGCCGUUAUUAAUUAUGUAGGGUUAAAAUACCUGUGUGUAGCUUUGGAAACAUGGGGGUGAGUGCAGGAGCACAUAUUUUUUGGUUGACUGUAUAAUCGUAUAUUUAUUCAGACUCAGUAUUGUUAACUAUACUGCUAGAUUAAAACAAUCUUCAAUGAAGAAUAAACGGCAAACUGUAAGGAUGAUUGACGUGUCACAAUUUUAUUGCUUUCCACUCAGCUCCUUGGCUGUUUAAAACGGGUUAUUGUGCCACUACAGAAUCAAUUAAACUUCGACUUAAAAUUAAAUCAGUCAAGACGUCAUUUUUAACAUUUGUAUUACCUUGCAUGCAUGUCUGCUUAUGACCAAACAAUAUGUUUAUUUAUGUUUGCAUAUGGUAUAGUUUAUAUACAUUUCCACUCAUUUCCAAAAAUUCCUGAUAAAUUUGUAAUUUAGAAUAUUAAAAUAAUUCUCCAGAUUAAGUUCUCAUGGACAAUUUCAGAAAAUUUACCAGGAACUUUCCGCCCCUUAGCAAACCUAUUUGAAAUUUUGAAAAGAUAUUGUCAAUGAUUUUUUCAGUAAUUUAAAUAUACUUUCUCUAUUGUUUUCCAGAGAUCGACCGAUAACAAAUAUUUGGAUGCUUAUGUGCCCGAUAACCGAUAUGCUGAACCGAUUUUUAUUUACUGUUAUACUUCUGCUUUUGACAUAAUUACUACAACACGACUGGACUGGACUGAACUGAACAAACCCUUAUAAUAAUAAUAAUAAUAAUCAUAAUCACUCCCUCUUUGCAUACAAUGUCUAAAAAGAGUGAAGAAUAGUACAUGGACCAUUCCAAACACCCCUAUCAUUUCGUCAGAAAUGGACUGAUCCAAAGUUCGCGCUAAGGUUGCCAGGUAACGAAGCAGGAGAGAGAACAGUAUAGCGGAGUUGGCUGCAUAUUGUACAUAGUUUAUAGAGUAAAACAGGUGAAUUAAGUGCCUUUCUUGAGAUAUAAUAUCGUUGUCUUGACCAGCAACAUGUAGCCUUCAGCAAUCCAACCAGUAGUUAGCAAAGAGAUUUUACAAAUAAUAUCACUGACUGGAAUAAUACUUUCAGGAAAGUAACAACCAAAACGACUUAUCAUUGAAUUUCUUAACUGGUAAUGUUAUUUGAUGUCAGAAUAAUUAAUAUUUUGUUGUUAUAGGCUAGCUUAUGAAAUGGCUGUUGACAGCGCUGAUUAUCUAUGCAUUUACUCAUGCAUUAUCAAACUGUGACCGCUUGCAGAGGUAAUAAAUAAUUAAUUAAUAUCCAUAGACAUUUAUUUAGAUAUUUUAGUAGAAUAAUGUUUAUCUGGUAAAUGUUAAUAUAACUUAGGGUAAAUCUUGUUAAAAGUUAGCUACAUGGUGGCUGUGCUUCAGCCUUCAUCCCCGGUAAGUGAACAGCAUAUGAACGUGAUUUUACGUUGCAAAUGAUAAGCAUAAUUAAAGGCGCUCGAUGCAUUUUCAGCGUUUUUGUCAAACAGCGACCCCUAGAGUCGCUGGAGAAUACUUGCAACUGUCGUAAUUUCCCAGUCCCACUCUAAUACACCUCCGAAUAUAAUGACCAGGUAAUGUUUCACAAUUUCAUACAAAUAUUAGGCUACUGCAUAGUCUACUAAACUACAGAUGAUGGUAAUAGGAUAAGAAGUUGUUUAUUCCAAGUGAAGAGUGCAUAUAAUAACAAAGUACCGCGUUUGCUAGCUUAUAACGUUUUUACAUGAUUGCAGCUAAAUCACAAGUAAACAGUCUAUAGUCUACUUUAUAAUUUCAUUUGUGUUCUUUUAUUGUAAUGUAAACAUUACAAAAUGCCAUGACAAAGUUAAUUGUGUACGUUGCAUUAUUUCAUAACAUUGAUACAUGAUUAUUGCUAUUUAUCAUAAUAGUUUGCAUAUUGUGCAUGUUUACACUAUUUACAACCUCUAGGCUUAUUUAUGUCCUGAUAAUUAUGUGAGAUAUUGACAACUGUUGUCAUGAUAAUCGCUUGACAUACUACAAGCAAGCACAACAACAAACAACAUAGACCGCAAACAAGUUUACAAAUAAGAGAUUUACUUACUAGUCCAUCAACAAGAUCGCCAGAUCAGCAUCCCUGUUGCAUCCAGUGCUGUCUUUUAGCUCACGCCAACGAGUAAAAACCUGACUGAGUGGGACUCUUGUCCGAUUCCUAACACGGUCAUAUUCUCUUUUCCUUUUCCUACUCUCUUCCGAAUGCGCUUUCUUAACUUUUAAAUCGUUUAGCCUCACGUCUCAAAUUUGCGCGUGCAGUUGUUGGUAUAGGCUUGUUUGACUUCAUGCAGCGCUGCAAGAACCGACAGCCGGAUGACGUCAAAAUGCCGUCUCGGAUCAUUCUCGCGGUACUUUGACGUCAUCCGGCGGUCGGUUCUUGCAGCGACACACGAAGUCAAACAAGCCUAACGUGUGUGAUGCCGUUGCCGUAAAGCAAGUCGUGAUUCUCACGAGAUUUGUCAGGGGCAGUUCUAUCAAGCUUGCAUUGCUGGUUUUGCUUGCAGCGUCCACCCCGAGCUUCAACAGGAGGAUGAUUCGCGCUACUAUGACUUUGUUUACCAACGAAAUAACUUUUAAGCUGUUAUAUUAAGGUAAAAUAACUACAUAGUGUGUCUUUAACAGAAAAACUAAAUUAAUUUAGCAUUUUUAAUUCCACCAAGCAUUAAUUCAUGGCUGUUUUAUUCAUGCAAGGCUACGUCGUUAUUGGGACCGGAUUUUAUGGAUCGGCGUGACUCUGUGAGUUCGUCUCUAUUCUUGGACAAGCUGCAUACAUUGCUUUUAAUUAAUCAACUUAUUUAACAUAACAUACAUUAAUGCACAAAUAAUAUGUGUUAUAAAUGCCUGCAAAUAUCCAAAGUAAGUAUACUCAAAGACCUUUUAAUGAAGUCGUGUCACUCCGCAUUCAUAUUUGCUUUGCACGCUGCUGCUGCUGUGCGCUCCUCUCCUCAGAUGCGCCCAGCGCGCAAUUCUCAAUUCUCUCGUUUAUCAGUCAAUCCGAUAUUACAAAAAUAUCGGAAAACAGAUAUAUCGGUCGAUCUCUAUUGUUUUCUCUGGCUGUAUCAUUUCAUUCAUGCUGAGAACACUUUGUGCCGCCAGUGCAGACAUGUUUCACAUGGAGCUAUAAUUCAGGUAUUACGUGAAGUCAUGUUUUCAUUCAUCUGUAUUUUUGUCUGUUGCUUUUGAAUAUUAAAACUGAGCAAUAGAGAGCUUAAAAGUGAGAGGGAGAUAGACAUCUGGGUGGGUCCUGGUUUAUUUUCAAUGCAGGAAAACCCUGCUGCAAUAAUCAGAUGAUGUCUGAAUCAUUUCACUUUGACAUGCAUAACUAACUUCUAUUCAAAACCUUGAUCGCCCGAUAUAAGUAAAAUAAAAACUGCAUGGAAACGUUUAUUUAAAUUAAUUAAAAAAAGGAAAAUCCCCCAGGUCUACACCAAACAUAGAUUCAGAUUCUGUAAUUAAUGCUUGAGAAAACAUUCUGAAGUGAAGCAUUAAAAAGUCUGAAACAGAUGGUGAAUGUUUUACUGACAUUUAAUGUUUUAAUGUCUCUUCUUUCAUUUCUAGUUCACACCCAUAGAGUGAAAGUGAUUGAGAUCUUCAGUGAAGCUCCUCCUACAACAAUCCACCAAUAAAUGCUGGAGUCAAACACACAGAGAAAUCACUCCAUGUGUGACAACUGAAAUCUUCAUGAUAUAAUGUUGAUGCUGGUGAAAGAGGAGCUUGAGAAGAUGACAGAUCCACAACCAUGUAGAAUAAAGGAUGAAGAUACUGAGAAACAAAUAGAUAUGAUGGAAGUGAAAGAGGAGUGUCAAGCUGAAGUAGAUGAGAAACAUCAGAUUGUACAAAUAAACCAUAAUGUUUCACAGAAAGAAACUCUGAAGACAGAAGACAUAAAGUGUGAAAAUAGUUUCAGUGAAGAUGAAAGCCCUGAAGAUCACAAGAGGACUCACAGUGAGGAGAAACCUUUCACAUGUCAACAGUGUGGAAAGAGUUUCGGAAGAAAAGGUCACCUUAAAACACACAUGAAGAUUCACACUGGAGAGAAACCACACGCGUGUCAUCUGUGUGGAAAGAGUUUUAUAAAUGCAGGUGACCUUAAGAAACAUUUGAGGACUCACACUGGAGAGAAACCUUACACUUGUCAUCUGUGUGGAAAGAGUUUCUCUAUUGAAAGUUACCUUAAAAUACACACAAGGAUUCACACUGGAGAGAAACCUUACACUUGUCAACAAUGUGGAAAGAGUUUCUCUGUUGAAAGUAACCUUACGAUACAUGCAAGAAUUCACACUGGAGAGAAACUAUUUGUGUGCCAAGAGUGUGGAAAGAGUUUUAUAACUGCAGCUGAACUUAAGAUACACAUGCGGACUCACACCGGAGAGAAACCACAUCUGUGCCAUCACUGUGAAAAGAGUUUUAUAACUGCAGGUAAACUUAGAAUACACAUGAUGACACACACUGGAGAGAAACCUUACACUUGUCAUCUGUGUGGAAAAAGUUUCUCUAUUGAAAGUUACCUUAAAACACAUGCCAGAAUUCACACUGGAGAGAAACCUUACAGAUGCCAUUAGUGUGAAAAAUGUUUCAGAAGCAAAAGUAGCCUGAUAACACACAUGAAAAUUCACAAAGCAGAGAAACUUCACACGUGAUUUCAGUGUGGAAAGUGUUUAAGUACGGAGAGUCAUCUUAAGAAACACAUGAUAACUCACAGCAAAAAGAAACCUCACGCAUGUCUUCAGUGUGAAAAGAGUUUCAGAGAUAAACUUGGACUUGAGACUCACAUGAGAAGACACACUGGAGAUAAACCUUACAUAUGUCUUCAGUGUGAAAAAAGUUAUAUAAGUGAAAAAAAUCUUAAGAUACACAUGAAAGUUCACACUGAAGGAAAACCGUUCACUUGUCAACACUGUGGAAAGAGUUUUACAAUAAAGGGUGCCCUUAACAAACACAUGAGAAUCCACACUCGAUAGAAACCAUUCAUGUGUCAACAGUGUGGAUAUGACAACAAAGCUUAGAAAUCAGCUGAGGUCUUAAUAAAACAUAGGAUAGGAUCCUUACUUGACAUCUACAUGCGCACAAAUGCCCAAAAUGUCUGUUCUUGUGUUCUUGUAGACUUGUAAAAUCUGUAGUCGCAGCCCCAAUACUGCUCCAAUUCCAACUUUGCAUCGUGCCAAGUUCAAAUAACAUGCCCGGAUGUGUUCUUGAUCUGCUCAUUUUAUCGAGGAUGCAUCAGGAGGUGACUUGUGUGGACUUAUGACAGCCAAGUUUCCCAGAAUGCAUUUUGCGUCAGCGGCAAUGAAGCUUAAAACCUGCAAAAUGUUUGAAAUAUUACUCUUUUUGUUGUGUCAUAAAAUGUAGCUGUUUAGUCAAGAAUAUGGAUGAAUUAACUUUAAAUGUGUGGUCGGUUAUUAAAUAUAGUGCCUAUAUUAAAAGAUUUGGAUAUUUGAGAUCAAGGUGAUCAGCAGGGGGUCAGUGCCGUGUACACCGCCGAGGGCAGCCUUAUUUUGUCAAGUCCUUCUAAAAUGUGCCACUAGCUCAUUGCAGCUGCUCUGCCCUUCAGUGUCUGAUGGUCAAACAUGACAUAUUCCCUUUGGAUAUAUCUAACUGGCAUUUUUUAGUCUCAGUUUAUUUCUCUUAAUUAUUCAUAUUAAGUCUGUUUUUUGUUAUUAUCAUUUUAACUGAUGUACAUUUUCAUAACUUAAAUCACAUAUAUUUUCUAUAGAAUCUUAGCACUGAAUCACUGCCUUUGUACUUUAAGUAGAUUUUAUUCUUGUGUUAACUUCAUGUUGUGCAAAAGUUUGGUACUUUUAAAAUGAAUGGUUGUGUUUUAUAUCAUAUUUUAUUUUGUAAUAAAGACAUUAAAGCAAACCAGCGUAUGCACCAUAGAUUGUAAAAAAGAUGCAUGUAGUGUCCGUGACGCCGUCACCCAUAGUGUUCUGAAGAUUGUUUUUGAAGCCAAUUGUAGGCGGUACCUGUCAUCUCCAUCUUGUCCACGCAUCACCGCUCUUCACUCGUGUAAAGAGGCAUGACCUGGGUGAAGCUGAAGUGACUGGUUGCUAAAACCAUGCCCACCUAGCUCGACUAACAGUGACAAUAGUGUCUGUUCAACCGCCACUCAAGUAGCCAUGCCCUUUAUUAUGCAGAACUUCAAAGCUUAAUAUAAUUUAAAUGGAUGAGUUACAAAAAAAUUCACCCCCUCACCUUUUGGAGCCAACCUCUAGUGGCCAGUCAAUGAAAUGCGGUUUAAAUCUUCCAUAUUUGCUUCAUCAGAGAGAUAGGAAGGUUGCCACUCGGAAUGCUUGUGUUGCCUGAACCACAUGUUCAUAUUUUCUAAAUGAAAACAAGCAAGGUUUUUGCAUUUAAUAUAUAUUUACAUUUUUUAUAUUGCAUGGCUGACACCACCGUCGGUGUAUGUUUGAAUGAGUGAGUGAAUGGGUGAAUGUGAGACAACUUGUAAAGCGCUUUGGAUGGCCAUGAGUCUGUUGAAAGUGCUAUAUAAAUGCAGUCCAUUUACCAUUUUACAAAAAUAUAUUAAAGGGACAUUCCACUUUUUUUGAAAAUAUGCUCAUUUUCCUGCUCCCCUAGAGUUAAACAUUUGAUUCUUACCGUUUUGGAAUCCAUUCAGCUGAUCUCUGGGUAUGGCGCUAGCACUUUUAGCAUAGCUUAGCACAAUCCAUUAAAUCUGAUUAGACCAUUAGCAUCACCCUAAAAAACAACCAAAGGUUUUCAGUAUUUUUCCUAUUUAAAACUUGACUCUUCUGUAGUAACAGUGAGGAAAAUACGUAUUUGAAC
Misgurnus anguillicaudatus (oriental weatherfish) is the source of this 8336-nucleotide messenger RNA. The record is from RefSeq and is a predicted model, not a curated record. Lineage: Eukaryota; Metazoa; Chordata; Actinopteri; Cypriniformes; Cobitidae.